AAUAAAUGAAAUGAACACUUAAAUGUUAACAUGUCAUAAAUGAAUACAAAUGUUUAGUUCAGCUUAGUUAUUUCGACCAGUAAAUGUAAAUGAGGUUUCUAUUGUGCCCUUGAUUCAAGCGCCGUGCAGAGACACGCAUGCGCAGUGCAGCCGAGGUGCUGAUGCUGAGUCCAGAAGCAGCUUCACACGGGCCUGUGAAUGUAGGACAACCGGACCGAAGCGAAGCUCAGCGUCGGUUCUGUCUGUGAGGAACAGCGAUGGAGGGAUGAUCAGCACCGGCCCGGUGUUUGAUGAUGAACCGGAGCGACGGAGCGGCGGCGGCCGAGCGGGAUUUUGUUGUGGAUGGAGAGGGAAAUGUGUGCAGAACUGUGGGUUACAUGACAGAUUGUCUGAAUGAAGACACUGAUAAAGUUCCUCUUCAAACGCACCCGCUGAGAGAAUUUGAACAGCACCUCAAUGAUCUGAAGAAGGAGAACUUCAGCCUCAAGCUGCGCAUCUACUUCCUGGAGGAGCGGAUCCAGCAGAAGUUUGAGGACGGCAGCGAUGAGAUCUACAGGACGAACAUCGAGCUGAAGGUGGAGGUGGAGAGUCUGAAACAGGAGCUGCAGGAAAAACAGCAACUGCUGGAUAAAGCUUUGUACGAGGAGUUGGGUCGUGAGAGGCUCCGUGUGCAGCAGGAGAUGCAGGUAUGUGUGUUUCUGUGCGGUUCUUCACUCGUCUCCAGCACGGAUCAAACUCACCAGGCCUUCAGGAGCAUUACAGGUGGCUGA
This is a messenger RNA of Sinocyclocheilus anshuiensis, 770 nucleotides long. RefSeq names its product CDK5 regulatory subunit-associated protein 2-like. The transcript has 6 exons. Gene Ontology annotation, cellular component: microtubule plus-end; pericentriolar material; mitotic spindle pole. The record is from RefSeq and is a predicted model, not a curated record. Lineage: Eukaryota; Metazoa; Chordata; Actinopteri; Cypriniformes; Cyprinidae. Gene Ontology annotation, molecular function: microtubule binding; gamma-tubulin binding. Gene Ontology annotation, biological process: centriole replication; microtubule bundle formation; regulation of mitotic cell cycle spindle assembly checkpoint. Bases 291 to 770 code for a protein of 159 amino acids.